Molecule: messenger RNA, 246 nt
Organism: Enterobius vermicularis (human pinworm)
Lineage: Eukaryota; Metazoa; Nematoda; Chromadorea; Rhabditida; Oxyuridae
Source: the annotation of a GenBank genome assembly
AUGACUGAAGGAUUUUUGGCUCAGAAGAGGGCGGAAAGGAAAAAGAAGUUUGAGCUUCCUCCGCCUCGAUCAGCACCGUUUACCCGGGCAGUGGUUGCUGGAAAGCUGGUACACUUCAGCGCACUCAGUACUUGUUCGGGUAUACCAUCAGGCGAAGAAGUGCACCUCGACGAAAUUACAAUUUGUCCUGCUUAUCCGACGUAUGGAUGGCAGCGUCGUGUGGAAGCGAAAGAUUUUAGAAGUUAA